CCAUUUGGGCGCGUCACGAAACAAAAAUCAAACUGCUUUGUUUUUAUUUUGAUAAUUUUCUCAUAGAUUUAGAGUUUGCGUAAUGUUUCGAAGCAAAUAUUCAGUUAUUUGGAUGCACGUAUAUACAGGGAUAUGCGAGGAAUAAUACUUGUACUUCUAUGCGCAGGCAUAAUCCAAACUAAUGCACAAGAAGGAUAUCCACAUGACUGCCCCAACAUUCCACCAGCAUUCAUUCAGGUGUUCUGUGGCAACCCCGACAACCCACGCGAGUGUAUCUUAGAUUCAUGGCUCUGCGAUGGAGGAGCUGAUUGUGAGAAUGGAGCUGAUGAAUCUGAUGCUACGUGUGCUGCAGGAAAUGCAUGUGAUUCAUCGCCAUGCCUCAAUGCUGGGACGUGCAAUAACAUCCCUCCUGUAGAGGGCACCUCAGUUGGUUAUUUCAUCUGUCAAUGCCGCCCUGGCUUUUCUGGGGUGAGGUGUGAGGUAGAGGGUGAGGUUACGACAGGUUCUGGGGAAGAGGUAACAUCUCAUUUCAAUAGUACCACCACCCUCAUGUCAACAUUAAAAUCUAGUACCACAACUGAGAAAACUAGUACCACAACAGUUAAGCCAAGCACCACAACAGUAAAACCAAGCACCACAACAGUUAGAAUAAGUACCGCAAUAGAGAAGUCUAGUACCCCAACAUCAAAACCAAGCACCACAACAAUACAGCCAAACCCCACAACAGUAAAACUAAGUACCACAAUAGAAAAGUCUAGUACAACAACAUCAAAACCAAGUGGAUCUACUCAGAAAGUAACUUCAAAACCUGAUGUUGUAACAUUAGCCCCAGUAACAUCCCUACCCCCUGUAGAUGCAUCAGUGUGCAGCCCUGACCCAUGCAGUAAUGGUGUGUGUACCCCUCUCAGAGAUGGCUUCCAUUGUAACUGCAGGCCAGGGUAUGCAGGAAAGCAGUGUGACGAGGGUGUUAACGCAUGUGCCUCUCAGCCUUGUAAGAACCAAGGGACAUGCUCUAUAGCAUCAGAGGGAGGGUUCCAAUGUUUGUGUAGAGAUGGGUUCACAGGGCGUCAAUGCCAGGAGGAAUAUAACGAAUGCAUUAGUAAUCCAUGCAAGAACCAGGCCACAUGUAAGGACCAAGAGAAUGGAUUCCUGUGUGAAUGUGCACCAGGGUGGGAGGGUGCAGUUUGCCAGUUUAGUGUAAAUGACUGUAGUUCAAAUCCCUGUAUGGGUGGGGCACCAUGUGUAGAUGGCCAUAACGCAUACACAUGUAGUUGCCCUAGUAACCUGGCUGGAAAGCAUUGUGACAGACAACAACUCUGCCCGCAAGGUGAUCCAUGCAAGAACUUUGCUGUGUGUUCAGUGGACCCUGAAGGAGACCCUGUGUGUUCCUGUCUGCCUGGUUAUUCAGGGCUGAACUGUGAAAUAGACCGUGAUGAAUGCAUCAGCAACCUAUGUGGAGCUAAUGGUCAGUGUUUAGAUGGAUCUAAUAGUUUCACAUGUGAAUGCAAUGAGGGAUUCACAGGCCUUACAUGUCAGACUGAAAUUGACCCUUGUGAACCUAACCCAUGUGAAAACUCAGGCUUUUGCUGUCGGAAGGGAAAGGCUUAUUGUGGUAGUCAUUUAGCAAUAGGAUCAGUACAGUGCUAUUGUGAGGAAGGUUUUACAGGGGCCCUUUGUCAGUACAGGACAAAUGUUUGUUCAUCUAGCCCCUGUAUGAAUGGGGGUCUCUGUAGCCAAGUAGGGGAGAGCUAUGUUUGUACCUGCCCACUCACUUUCUCAGGUAUGCACUGUGAGGCUGAGGCUGCAUGUAAUAGCUCACCUUGUAUUAAUGGGGGCUCAUGUGUAGAAGACACCCCUGGAGUCACCACAUGCCUCUGUACUGACGAAUACAUGGGGCAAUACUGUGAACAUCGCAAACCAUGCUCCAUGUUACCAUGCUUGAACCAGGGUGAAUGUACCGAUCUGAAUGAGGUCUCCUACUAUUGUACAUGUCCAUUCGAUUACACAGGAUCACAUUGCGAGACUUUCCUACCAUGUGCCUCAGAGCCUUGUUUAAAUGGAGCUUAUUGUUCAGAACAGGCUGAAAACUUUCUUUGUGUGUGUCGCGAGCAUUAUACUGGUAUUCACUGCGAGACUGCACUCCCUUGUGUCUCCUCACCGUGUUUGAAUGGAGCUACAUGUGAAAACUCAGACUCUGGAUUUGUAUGUUCAUGCAAAGCAAAUUAUGGUGGGAGUCGAUGUGAACAAUAUCUUGCAUGCUACAGUGGUCCAUGUCUUAACUCAGGAACAUGUCAAAACACGGGAACAACAUUUCAGUGUGAAUGCCCCAUUCAGUAUACAGGAUCACAAUGUGAGACCUACCAGGCUUGUUACAGCAGUCCUUGUCAGAAUGAAGGAGUAUGUGUCAACACAGGGGAUACAUUUAGGUGCGAGUGCACUGAAGGAUAUCUGGGUGACACGUGUGAUGUGGCAUCACCAUGUCAAAGUCAGCCUUGCAAGAAUAGUGCUAUAUGUAAAAAUGAGGGGGAUUCCUUCACUUGUACCUGUCAAAUACCAUACAUAGGAGAGACUUGUGACCAGAUCAAUUGGUGUAUUAGUACCCCAUGUCUGAAUGGUGCUUCGUGUGAUUUAUCAGCAGAUAGCUAUCAGUGUAACUGCCUAGCUGGAUAUACAGGGAAUACAUGUGAUGACAAGGUAGACUCUUGUACAGGUGAUGGUUGCAAUCCUGGGACAACCAUAGAACCAACUGGAUGUCUCUCUAAGCCCUGUUUACAUGAUGGGGUCUGCUACGAAGACAGCCUUGGAGUAUUUUGUGAGUGCAAACACCCCUGGGAUGGUAUCCUUUGUGAGCUUGGAGUAGAGGAAGAUGUUUGUGCUGUAAACCCUUGCAUAAAUGGGGAAUGUUGGCCAGUUGAUGGACUCCCAAAAUGUGAAUGCUAUGCAGGAUAUACUGGUAACUUUUGUGAGCAAUUGUUGACUGUGGCUUGUAUCGAUGCCCAGUGUAACGGUGGUGUAUGCUCAGGUGAUGGGGUCAGGUGUAUCUGUCCCCCAGGUCAAUUAGGGGCCCUAUGUGACAACACAGACCCAUGCUCAGACAGCCCAUGCUUAAAUGGAGCAACCUGUCUUACAAUAGAGCUGACAUAUAGCUGUAAAUGUAUAGAAGGCUACACUGGGGUACAGUGUGAAAUAUGUCAAGGUAGUAGCUGUACCAGUGAAACAACAACCCCUCGUCAAAGCACUACUAAGUCCCCUCCAUCAACCAGCAAACUAACAUCAACCAGUACGUCACCAACCACCAACACACCUACUGGCCCUUGUCUAUCGUCCCCUUGUUUACAUGGUGGCAGUUGCUAUAGCAACCAAGAUGGCUACAUAUGUGUGUGUACGCCAGGUCGAUCAGGUGUUAUAUGCCAGUUCUCAGAAUGUGAUGGUAAUCCAUGUUUAUUUGGUGGCACAUGCUCAAUCACAGACACGGGGAGGCUAUGUGAGUGUACUCAGGGACGAUCAGGGACAAUAUGCGAGAAUUCAGCCUGUGAUACAAACCCGUGUAAAUCUGGAGGCGUGUGUAGUAUUGACCAAUCAGGUGUGAGAUGUAGCUGUCAGUCUGGGUUUACUGGAGUAUUCUGUGAGGUUGCCCUAUGUGAUCAAGUCUCCUGCAAUGAAGGCCAGUGUGAGAUAAACAAUGAUGGACAUCCAAGAUGCGUAUGCAGUGGUGCUCUGGGGAAAAAUUGUGAAUUAAACUCAAUUGAAGUGACCCCCCACUUCAACCACAGUUCUUUCCUGACUGUACCAGGAAUGUUAGAUGCAACACAGUUCCAGAUAGAGCUUCAAGUAAAAGUAGAGUCAGAGAAUGGUCUCAUAUUGCACGCCAGCCAGUUUAAUGAACCUCUUGGCGACUUUCUUACAUUUGGGAUCAGCAAUGGGAAACCAACAUUAUGGGUUGAGCAAGGAACUGGCACCAUCAAAGUUCAAUCAUCAGUCAAUAUACUCAAUAAAUGGACCACUGUUUCCAUAAAUAAGUUUGCUCAAACCUUAGAACUAAGCAUAGAUGGCAGUAUAGUUCAAGGUCAAACACCUGGAUCCUCACGAGGGUUAGAGGUCAAAUCAGAGGUGAAUAUAGGUGGACUCCCUGAUUGGUCUAAAUUGCAUGACAUCAUCACCAUUCAGGAUGGAUUCACUGGUUGUAUUCAGUACCUGAAAACAGGUGUGCAAGGCCUAAAUGACAUUACAUGGAAUCUAGUUACUUCAAGUAGUGAUGUAGUAAAUUGUAAUACAUCACCUUGUCAGCAUCUUACAUGUCAAAAUGGUGGAAAGUGCAGCAUUAUAGGUGAUAGUGGGCACACUUGUCAAUGUCCUGUCGGAUUCAGUGGACCAUCUUGCACAAUAGUUAAACCAGUAUCCGUGCCAUACUUCCUUCAUGAAGGCUAUGCAUCUGUGCUGUUCCCACAAUCCUCUGAAUCGUUGACAAUGGAGUUUAGCAUCAAGCCAAGCUCCAGUACAGGAAUCCUCUUCUACAUAGCAGAGUCAAAUGAUUUCUUAGUCCUUGCCCUUGAGGAUGGCCAUGUAUCUAUGAUAGUCAACCUGGGUUCAGGGCCAACCAGGGCAUCUAGUGAGGAUAUAGCAAGCAUUAAUACAUGGAACAAGAUCAAAAUGACAUUAAAUGGAAGAAUUGGAACAUUGCGUGUCAAUUAUGGAGGCAUAAAGAAUGUCACUACUCCUGGAGCAGCAUUUGCCCUUAACAGUGGGGGUGUGGCUUAUGUGGGUGGAGUUAGCCCAGAAGUGACAUUGAUUGACACUAUAUCAGUGACACAAGGUUUUCAGGGUUGCAUACAAGAAAUUAAAAUUGGUCCAAAUACAAUUCAGCCCAGUGAUUAUACAACUGGAUAUGGCAUAGAGGAGUGCCCAUUUGAUCCAUGUGAUGUAAAUAGCUGUUCAGAUGGGUCCACAUGCCUAGCAGAAGGAAAUAUUUAUAAAUGUCUAUGCACAAAAGGGAAGGCGGGUCCUUUCUGCAAUGAAAGUGUCUGUGAUGUGUUACCAAGUAAUGAGAUAUGUCGAAAUGAUGGAGUAUGUAUUGUCAACGAUAAUGGUAGCACUCAAUGUCUCUGCACAUUGCAUUACACAGGUUCUAAAUGUGAAAAAGAUCUCAGAUUUUCUCUAGCAAGAUUUAAAGACAAUGGUUAUUUACGAUUUAACAAAUCGUUGGUAUUUGACGAUGCCACUAAAACAGGUAUACAGAUAGUAUUUAGGAUAUCUGCUGGAUUCACCAAUGGGCUGGUCCUAUGGUUUGGUCAGAAUCCUGGACAUUUCUUUUCUAUUGGUGUGGAGGCUUCAGUAUUAGUUAUAAGAGUGAAUAUGAAUGAGAUGGCUAUUCUCACUACAAAAUCGUUGGACUAUGACAGCUGGUACCUAAUCAAAGUUCUACGGAAUGGUGGAGCCUUAUAUGCUGAGUUGACAGACAGUCAAGGUUUAAGUUCUUCAUACAAUCUGACAUUAUUGGAAUCUCAGGGGGCCCGACUAGAUACCUCAAUGUCUGAUUUUUUCAUAGGAAGUCUACCUGAUUUAACCUUGGCAACAGGAGGAAUUUAUGAGCAUGGCUUGCGUGGAUGUUUAGCUCAGCUAUCUUCACAGUUGAAUGAAAAUACAUGGGACACCAUACAUCUUCAGGAUGACGCAUCUGGUGGUAGAGGAAUAGCAAUAUGUGAAACAUGAAUAUUCACCCAAAUGCAUCAUGUGGCCGAGGAAUAGCAAAAUGUGAAACAUGAAUAUUCACCCACAUUAUGAUGCAUCAGGUGGUCGAGAAAUAGCAUAAUGUAAAACAUAAAUAUUCACCCAAAU
Owenia fusiformis is the source of this 5835-nucleotide messenger RNA. Lineage: Eukaryota; Metazoa; Annelida; Polychaeta; Sabellida; Oweniidae. The record is from the annotation of a GenBank genome assembly.